CUGAAGCUCAACAUUUCAUGUUUACUGUUUGAUUGUUACAACUUGUGCUAAUACAAUGAUCAAUUUAAACAAUAAAGUAGCUUUAAUUACUGGUUCAAGCGAUGGAAUCGGAAAGACAACAGCUAUACUCUUUUCAUCAUUAGGUGCUAAAGUAGCCAUUGUUGGUCGAGAUCAGUCUAAACUGGAUAAAGUUGCUGCUGAAUGUGAAGCUAAGUCACCUCAUGGUUACCGUCCAGUCGUUAUAAGAGCUGAUUUCCUGCAUGAUGAAAAUAUUAAACGAACCUUUGACGAGACAAUUGCUGGUUACAAUUGGCUAGACAUUCUUGUCAACGAUGUCGGUGUAGUUAAUCUGAAAAGUUUUGAUGAUUGUGAAGCCAUUGCUGAUUAUGAUCGUGUAAUGCAAACUAACAUUCGGACAGCAGUCAUCUUGACUCAUUUGGCUAAGCCUUAUCUACUGGAAUCCAAAGGAACGAUCGUCAACGUAUCGAGUGUUGAUAGCUUCAAACCGAAUGAUCGAGAAUGGUCUUACUGCAUGUCCAAAGCCGCUGUGAAUGCGUUUACUCAAUCUAUUGCAGGUCUUCUGGCUCCUCAUGUGCGUGUUAAUGCAAUCGCUCCUGGACCGGUUAAGACAGGUAUAUUCAAGGCCACAGGCGAUCCCGAGCAACAAUGGGAAGAGAAGGCUAGAUUAAUGCCAUUGGGACGGAUCGCCGAACCAAUUGAAAUAGCACAAUUAAUUGCUCUUCUUGCCUCUGAUUCUUCGAAAAACAUGACUGGCUCAAUAGUUGCAUCUGACUCUGGAUAUCUUCUCACAGAUCCUUACUCAUCGGGAAGGGUCGCAUAAAUUAAACCUGUCCAAUUUAACCGUUCAAAUUGAACAAAUGUUGAAGAACACUUUUUACGAGAAUCAAGAAAAUUUUAUUAGACUUCCUUUAAGAAUACCUCCUCAAAGAUUCUUACAGUUAGAACGGUCAAUCAUGGAAUCUUGGAGUACUCAGAGAGAAGCAGAUUUUACCCUUUUUUACGAAAAUCAUGAUUGAAUGAACAAAUUUAGAAGUCAUGUAAAACAUUAAAUCUUAAUAUUUUUAAUCGA
Tetranychus urticae (two-spotted spider mite) is the source of this 1090-nucleotide messenger RNA. RefSeq lists its product as uncharacterized. NCBI's taxonomy places the organism in Eukaryota, Metazoa, Arthropoda, Arachnida, Trombidiformes, Tetranychidae. The record is from RefSeq and is a predicted model, not a curated record. Gene Ontology annotation, molecular function: oxidoreductase activity.